GUUCGGUAUUUGUCGUAUUGUGCAAUCCAAAAUAAACAAAAGUUAGACAUUCAUUAGUUAAUUUUUAACUGAACGGUCUUUACUGUAAAUUGACAAUGCAAAAUGUACAAAUAUAUUAUAUCCCAUAUGCAAGCAGUUUAAUAAAGCAAUGACAUGACAAUACUAUAGAGAGAAUGCAAUGUGUCACAUAUAUUCGCGAGAAAUUCAAAGUACGGAAAGAUAAUAUGGAUUUAGAGAGAUUUCUUGGGAAUUUAAGUGUUUCAACAUGAACUUGGGACUGAUAUGUUAGUUAUGUGUUAGAGUACAUAUGGAUGGUAGAUCAUUUGUGCAAGACAAUUAAGAAGACCUUGCUUUAUAAAAAAUGGGCAAGCGAAAACAAAGACCACCACAAAAGGCCACUGAGGAGAAGAGAAAAUGUCUGUCAUGGAAUAUGCUAGACAAUGCUGAGAAUACUCAUGAUCUUGUUAUUGAUGACAUUGAUGAAAAUGCUGAAAAUGGAACAGUAAGUAACAAAAGAUCCAGUAUACUGACUGAGAAGGAAAAGAAUAACACAGACUUUCCGACUGUUAUUGAGGGUGGGGCUUGUUUUGAUACAACAGGUACUAGUUAUAGAUCGGCGGAUUUGUUUGAGAUUUAUGAACUACACGCAGAUAAUUGUUUAUUCAGUAUACCUGUCUACACAGAGUUGUGCACUAAGAAAGGAGCCUGGAAAUGUGAAUUAGCCGAGUUUCAGAUACAAUUUUCGCCACAUCCUAUAUUUGUUCCGUUACCUACAGAAAAGUUACCAGACAUUACAGAGUUUUCACUUUUUGUUAGUAAAGAUGGUAAAAAAAAUAUAUUCAGUUGUGAAACAAAUAGAUUUAAGAGGGAGUUGUUUGGGAGAAAAAAAGUCAGAAAUAAAAGGAAAGCUGACGUCACCGAUGUAAAAUUUUGGUUUGUUGAUUCAGACUUACCUCUGGUCUGUUUUGAAGCUUUGGAUUGUAAAAGUUUUCAAGUGGUUAUAGACAAGUUUGAGUGUAAGAAUAAGACAGUCACAUUGAAAAUUUAUGGGACAGAGGCAUUGCUGCUACGUUUAUCUUGUCCAGGUGAAGCUGUAAGAAUGGCCAAAAAGCAGAAUCACUCAUUAAUAACUCUUAUGCAGCAUUUCUAUGGAAUAACUACUCCAGAUUACGAUCAUUUGCCCUAUACGAAGAAGCAUGACAUAGAUGAGCUGUACAGAGUGAUAAAAGAACGGCACAUGUCUGUUUCCUGUCAAGUUCUUCCAGGCAUUCAACACGAAAGUUUGUUACCAAGGUUACGGCCAUACCAACAACAAGCUAUCACAUGGAUGUUAAAUAAAGAAAGAAACGACAAAGAAUGUGACAAGCCUGAUGAUCAGCUACAUAUGUUAUUUACGGAGGUUGUUACAGCAGACGGACAGACAGUCUAUUUCCACAAAUACGCAGGAAUGUUUGUACUGGAGAAGCCAUGUUGUGUUGCCCACCCACCUGGUGGUAUCUUAGGAGAUGAGAUGGGCCUUGGCAAGACAGUUGAGGUGCUGGCAUGUAUGCUGCAUAAUCCAAGGGAAAACCUACCACUUCCAGACCCUCUUCCUUUUGUUGAAGUUAUCACUCUCAAAGAAGAUGAAAUAUCUGCUAAAAAGAAAAAGAGGAAACAAAAGCAAAUCAUUGAAGAUUCUAUCUCCCCUGAAUCUGAUGAUGAAACGAUCAUUUAUUCUGAUGAUGCAAAUGAAAAUAUCUCAUUAGAUUUAAGCAGCCAAUCAGAUUUGAAUACAACUGACCAAUCAGAAAGCAACGAUGUUAACAAUCAUUUAGACGAAAGUGAAAUAAAAAACACUACAAGAACAGGGUCUGAAAACUUCAAAGAGAGUAAAAAUAUAUUCACAGAAAAACCAGAAAUUAAUAAAUCAGAAUUUGAAUGUUUAUGCGGGGCAUACAAGUUACGUCAACACGGGAGGCUGAAGAAGCAUCCAGCACAAUGUGUAAAAUGUCACUUGUGGCAACAUGCUGAAUGUGUCAACUAUGACCUGAAGGAUCCGUACAGGGGCGAGUUUAAAUGUCCACAUUGUCAUGUUGCAUCUGAUCCAAUUCCAUCAGGGGCUACACUCAUUAUCUCCCCUUUUUCUAUUGCUCACCAGUGGCUGGAGGAAAUAUUAAAACAUGUGAAGAAAGAGGCAAUCAAUGUGUUUAUGUAUAAUGGCGUAUAUAAACAAGGUUUUAUACAGCCUCGGACACUGGCUAAACAAGACAUUGUGAUAACUACCUAUGAGACACUGAGGAAGGAAAUAGACUAUGUUGAUCUCCCACAUUGUAACAGUUCUGAGGGUAGGAAGUUACGUCAUGCAAAGAGAUUUAUGGCAAUACCAAGUCCUUUGACAGCAGUAGAGUGGUGGAGGAUUUGUCUUGAUGAGGCCCAGAUGGUUGAAUGUACAACUACUAAGACAUCUGAAAUGGCAUUACGACUGAAGGCAAUAAAUCGCUGGUGUGUAACUGGUACUCCAAUACAGAGGAGUAUUGAUGAUCUGUAUGGAUUGUUACUAUUUCUUGGAGUUGAUCCAUACUGGGUUUAUAUGUGGUGGACAAAGCUGGUCUUUAAACCGUACUGUCAUGGUGUACCUGAUGCCAUGCAUGACCUUUUAACCUCAGUUCUGUGGAGAACUGUUAAGACCGAUGUCCUUGAUCAGAUAAACAUUCCCCAGCAGACGGAUGAAGUUCAUUGGUUGACAUUUUCACCUGUUGAGGAACAUUUCUAUAGACGACAAUACAGAGACUGUGUCAGACUCUCAAUGGAGAGGUUAAGUAAGUGGACUGAUAGUAACAUUAGGUUGAGCAGUCUGGACAGACGGACGGUGAGCCAGUUACUGUAUCCACUUAUAAGACUUCGACAGGCAUGUUGUCAUCCUCAGGCAGUGAGAGGGGAAUUUCUACCACUUCAUAAAAGUACAAUGACAAUGGAAGAGUUGUUAGAAUCCCUGACAAAGAAAGCCAAACUUGAGGCGGAGGAAUCUCACAGGGCCCUCGUUGCUGCUAUCAAUGGUGAGGCCGGACUACUUAUCAUCAAAGAGGAGUUUGUUGAAGCAGUUGAGAAAUACAGGGAUGUUUUACGAUCUGUAGAAGAACAUAAAGAUACCUUGAAGACAGACAGUUUACAACAGUUACAUGCCAUGUAUAACCUGCGUGAAAUUCUUGUCUCUAAACCAGACGGAGUUGCUCCUACACUUAGAGAUGACCAAUUACCUAAACAGAUUGAUGAGUUACGUGACAGGUAUAUGGCCAAGGCAGUAGCAUAUGCAAAAAGUACAGAGGAGGCCCUGGUACCUUUGCAGCUUGAUGUAAAACAACUUGAAAGAGAGUUCCAGGACUACAGUGAGUGGUGGUUAGAAGUGGUACAAUGGGCUAUAGACAGAGACUUGGAUGAUAAUCUUGUCCUCAAGGUCAGAGAUGAUCUCCUUGACAACAGAAACCCUCAAGUUGAUACACUUGUCAGAAGCUGUAGAUCUGCUUCUGGACUAGAGUAUGCUGUUAACAGUCAGUUAACAAGUAUGGAGGCUGCAUACACGGCAGUGAAGAAGGCUAUGAAAGGUUUAGAGGGCAUACCUUCACAAGAUCUUAUAAACAAAACUGUAGAAUGUUGUCUUAGACCUGUGGAUAACAUCUUGAAAAACUGUCCUUUCUGUCAGUCAGAAGAAUUGUUUGAGACAUAUGAAGCAAAAUUGUUUUCUUUUGUUGAAAAAGGUAUUGAAGGUCAUAUGGAUCACCUUGGUUACCAGGUUAACACAAAGAGACAGGGUACUUGGGCUGAUAGUGAGGCUGUCAAAGCUUUAAGGAGCAUUCUUACCUUUGCCAAACAUUACAGAGUAUCAGAAGAAUUGAUAGAAAAUGGGACAACUCAUAUCAAACUUAUAGAAGCUAUGAAGAAAGAAUUUAAGAAACUGAGAGCUCACUGGGCAGGUAUUAAGGAGUAUGUGGCAAAUUUUGAUGAGUUAGACAUGUCUACUACAAGACUUCGACUCCGCCUCCCGGAGGAGCCCAUCCCAGAAACACCUCAACUGAAUAUAUUGGAAAAAUCUGAGUUAUCACAACAUAAAUUGAAGUUAGCAUCUGACAGAAUUAUUGCUCAGGGAGAAUUAAAGAAAAAACAAGGGCAAUUACUCUACCUAACAAAUCUAGCUAAAAACCAGACUAAUAAUAAAGAUGGAAAAAAUCCUGAGCCUUGUCCUAUCUGCCAGCAAGAAUUAGGAAAAGAGUGGAGUGUCAUGCAGUGCGGACAUUGUUACUGUAUAGAAUGUAUACGUAUACUAGUAGAGAGAGCUAGCUUUGGUCGUAGAAAUUUCUCUGUGAAAUGUGCAAUAUGUAGACAAGCUACACAUCAAGGUGAAAUAUCUUAUGUGAUGACUAGUAGGGAACUUCAGCCAGACGAUGUUGGAGUUAAGGGAAGUCAUUCUACAAAGGUGGAGGCUGUUGUCAGGUGCUUGUUGAAUAUUCAGAGAGAAGAUCCCAAGUCCAAGUCACUGGUCUUCUCUACAUGGAUUGAUGUACUAAGUGUUAUAGCAACAGCUCUAGAGGAAAAUGACAUCAAAUACAAGGCCCUGUACUCCAGUGGAAAAUUUCAGGAAAACUUGACAUCAUUUAAAGAGGAUGAAGAUGUUUCUACAUUGCUGUUACCAGUCCACUCAGGAGCUAAUGGUUUAAAUCUCAUAGAGGCCACCAAUGUGCUACUUGUAGAACCAAUACUGAACCCAGCACAGGAACUACAGGCUAUAGGCAGGGUGCAUCGUAUAGGCCAAACUAAACCAACACAUGUUCAUAGGUUUUUGGUCCGUCAUACUAUAGAGCAGAAAAUGAAAGUUCUCCUACAGUCUAUGGACAAGCAUAGUGUUUUAGAGAAGUCAGAGGAAAGUGGUUUAACAAUUGGUGACCUGUCCAGCUUGUUUAGCCAGCAGAUAGAGGAGGAAGAUAGAGAAGGGGUCCACAGCUUGGACGAGGAAGAGAGUUCAAGCCCAAGGUCAGACACUGAGGUGCCUAGUACAAGUGGUACCCAGCAAGCAUCUGUAGAACAAGUUCCUUCUACCAGUUCUAGUUCACAAGUUGAUUCAGGUAACGGAACAGAUGUAGAAAUGCCUGGUAGUAGUCAGGCAUUGACAUAUGGUGAUGACAGUAUAUGUUUAAGUAUUAACACACAGUCUAGUGAAAGAGAUCAGAUACCUUUGCCAGUAGGAAGUAUAACAGAAAUCAGUAGUUCUAAUGGUCAGAAUGUAAAUUCUCUUCCAGAAUCCAUAGAAGUGGAUAUAAGUGAAACACCAGAGAUCACCAAAGAUGAUGAUCAAGCAGGCUUUGAUCAAAAUACUGACAUAGAUACCAAAAUAGAGGAAAAUGGGGAGCUAGUGAUCAGAGAGGAAAUCAAAGGGUUAGGAAGCUGGCAAGAAAUAGAAGGGUCAGGAAGCAGGCGAGAAAUGGAAGUGCCAGUAAGCAGGGAAGAAAUGGAAGUGUCAGUAAGCAGGGAAGAGAUGGAAGUGCCAGUAAGCAGGGAAGAUAUGGAAGGGUCAGGAAACAGGGAAGAGAUGGAAGGGUCAGGAUGCAGGAAAGAGAUUAAAGGAAGCAAGCAAGAUAUGGAAGGGUCAGGAAGCAGGCAAGAAAUGGAAGUGCCAGUAAGCAGGGAAGAAAUGAAAGUGCCAGUAAGCAGGGAAGAGAUGGAAGUGCCAGUAAGCAGGGAAGAGAUGGAAGUGACAGUAAGCAGGGAAGAGAUGGAAGGGUCAGGAAGCAGGAAAGAGAUGGAAGGGUCAGGAAGCAGGAAAGAGAUGGAAGGGUCAGGAAGCAGGAAAGAGAUGGAAGGGUCAGGAAGCAGGAAAGAGAUGGAAGGGUCAGGAAGCAGGAUAGAGAUUGAAGGAAGCAGGCAAGAUAUGGCAGGGUCAGUAAGCAGGCAAGAAAUAAAAAGGUCAGGAAGCAGGCAAGAAAUGGAAGGAACAGGAAGCAGACAAGAAAUGGAAGGGGCAGGAAGCAGGCAAGAAAUGGAAGGGGCAGGAAGCAGGCAAGAAAUGGAAGGGGCAGGAAGCAGACAAGAAAUGGAAGGGACAGGAAGCAGGCAAGAAAUGGAAGGGGCAGGAAGCAGGCAAGAAAUGGAAGGGACAGGAAGCAGGCAAGAAAUGGAAGGGACAGGAAGCAGACAAGAAAUGGAAGGGACAGGAAGCAGACAAGAAAUGGAAGGGGAAGGAAGCAGGCAAGAAAUGGAAGGGGCAGGAAGCAGGGAAGAGAUGGAAGGGUCAGGAAGCAGAGAAGAGAUGGAAGGAAGUAGGCAAGAAAUUGAAAGGUCAGGAAGCAGGCAAGAAAUGGAAGUGCCAGUAAGCAGGGAAGAGAUGGAAGGGUCAGGAAGCAGGGAAGAGAUGGAAGGAAGCAGGCAAGAAAUUAAAAGGUCAGGAAGCAGGCAAGAAAUGGAAGGAACAGGAAGCAGGCAAGAAAUGGAAGGGGCAGGAAACAGUCAUGAAAUUGAAGUCUCAGGAAUAAGGCAAGAAAUAGAAGGGUCAGAAAUCACGAAAGUAAUGGUAGAGUCAGGGAUUAAUCAAAAUGAAGUUGAGCAACGAGGGAUUAGGCAAGAAGAUGUUGGAGAGUCAAAUACUCAGCAAGAACAGAUAAUUCAGGAACCAUAAAUUAAAAGAAAAAAAGGCCCUUUUUUAAUGGAAGCUAAAAAGUUAGAAAAGAUAUUAAUGAAUGAGCCACAAGCAAAUGCUAUUUAUGAUCAACCUCCUAGUUCCAGUUCUUUUCUUAUAUUAAAUGUCAAUGGAAUAGUUGAAUCUGGAAUAGUCAGUCAGAAGUAAAACUGUUAAUGUUCUUAGCAACCGUCUUAAGAAAACUAAGUAGCUGUGUAAUAUACAUUAGAUUGAUAUCGUGGUACUAAAAGAAGUCUUUUUGACUUGUUCCUACUAUGAUACAGAAGAAAAGAAAUUGUUUUUAGAGUUGAAAGGUUUUAGUGACAAUACUUUAGUGUUAUUUUAAUUCAUAUAUGCUAGGAUUGGUAAUAACAAAUUAACAAUUAGACAAACAUGGAAUUAUGCUUAACUAGUCUAUGAUGAAAACAGAUCAGAUUAUCUUUGUUUUAGCUGAUUUAAAUAUACAGACGAGAAUAAAUUUAUGAUUGUGGACCUAAUAUGUGACAUGUCAUAUACUUUAUACAUAGCUGGUACUAUGUGUUUUAUGACUUGAUGUCCGUGGUAUGUAUUUUGAUAUGAAAAUAAUGUACCGAUAGAUAAGUAUUUUGUUGUAUUGCUUGUGCAUCAAAAUUAACAUUCAGUAUUGUAAUUUUUGAUUCGCAAUUUCAUGUGGACCGUAAUGAAUUAUCCAGUUUGUUACUGUUUUAUUUCAGUGAAAGACCAAUGAUGACUUAUGUUAAAUUAGCCUGUUAUAUAGCCAUUUUUUUCCAUUUCAUGCGGAUGAAUAUUGAUCCUUAAAGGGGCACAACUCUGUAUAAAGGCAAGACUAUUUCUUAUGAAUAUAGACUAGAUUUAACCCUUACCCUGCGGAAACCUAAAGUUAUUUUAUAUAAGCCUUUGCUACCAAUAUAGAGACAGACUAGCAUUUAUAUCCAUGUACUCUGACCAGACUCUUAAACUGUUGGUAGCUCAAUUUUUGUACUAUUUCAUUCAAAUUCCUUGAAAUUUAGACUGUGCCAAAUUCAAAGGAGGGCAGGUAAAGGGUUAAUACACUUAUCAUGAAACAAGAUGAAAAGGAAAUGAUAAAGUAAGUGUCUGGUUUGUUUUGUUGUUUUUUUCUUUGCUUUUUUGUUUUGUUACUUCAUAGCGUUAAAAGUUAGUUAUUUUGUUUCAGUUUCUCUGAGUUAACUAUUCACAAAUUAUAUUAAGUCUUACAUUUUACUGGUUGUGCAAACUGUAUGAUAAUCAUGAGAUACUGGUACAUGUGCUGUGAAAAGUUGUGAUAAAAUUGAACUAUAUCAUUUACAUUGUACAUAAAUUUUUCUAACUCAUGAUGUUGUUGUCGUUGUUAUACAUGUAGUAGAAAAUAAAACUUGGUAA
Messenger RNA from Ruditapes philippinarum (Manila clam), 8023 nucleotides. RefSeq names its product E3 ubiquitin-protein ligase SHPRH-like. Lineage: Eukaryota; Metazoa; Mollusca; Bivalvia; Venerida; Veneridae. Gene Ontology annotation, molecular function: ubiquitin protein ligase activity; ATP-dependent chromatin remodeler activity; ATP binding. The transcript has 31 exons. The record is from RefSeq and is a predicted model, not a curated record. Bases 362 to 6643 code for a protein of 2093 amino acids. Gene Ontology annotation, biological process: protein polyubiquitination; DNA damage response. Gene Ontology annotation, cellular component: nucleus.